This is a messenger RNA of Macrobrachium nipponense, 1005 nucleotides long. RefSeq lists its product as uncharacterized. The transcript is spliced from 6 exons. NCBI's taxonomy places the organism in Eukaryota, Metazoa, Arthropoda, Malacostraca, Decapoda, Palaemonidae. The record is from RefSeq and is a predicted model, not a curated record. Gene Ontology annotation, cellular component: membrane. Bases 1 to 1005 code for a protein of 334 amino acids. Gene Ontology annotation, molecular function: ligand-gated monoatomic ion channel activity.
AUGUCUGUCCGCGACAUUGCCAGAGGCAGCGGGUACAGCAUCACGACAGUGUACCGGUGGAUCAACAGAUGGCAAAGAGAAGGCUCCAUAUACGACAAGCCCAGGAGAGGAAGGCCCCGCGUCACGUCCUCAGAGCAGGACAGACAGAUUCUUCGGGCCAUCCACGCCUAUCCAAAGCAGGAUCCAGUGGGGAUUGUUCAGUCUCUCAACUACCGUUGCAGCUGGAAGACGAUUCAGCGCAGGCUGGAAGAACAAGGAGCCGCUCCGUUUGCAAACUUUCGCAGUGAAAGCCACUCCAUCCAAACCGAGCCAGAAACAGGUACAGAAAGAAUUUUCUUAGCCACUUGGAUGUGGGCAGGUCUGAUCCUCAGUACAGCCUACUGCGGCGUCCUAACGUCCCUGUUAGCAGUGCCCAAGGUCAGUGUGCCUGUGGAUUCCUUGCAGGAUCUCGUAGCUUACAAGAAAAUCCCCUGGGCUAUUGAACGAGGGACAUUUCUACAUCAGGUAUUCGCGGAAGCCACGUCAGGUGUUUACAAGAUGAUCAAUGACGGUGGAAGUCUGGUGACCAAUGGCUACGAUGAACGCGACCAUAUAAAAACCGGGCGAAUCGCAGUCCUUUGUGACGUCUUCACGAUGAAGAAGAUAAUGAGCGACGAUUACAGCGGCACAGGGGUUUGUAACUACUACAUAGCAGAGAAACCCAUCACGUCAGUGGCACUGGCCUUUGCUUUUCCUAAGGGCAGCGACCUCGUCCAACAUUUUGACCGCUGGUUGGGACCCUUAAAAGAAUCGGGCUUAGUUGGUCGAAGCGUUGCAUCCUUGACAGCCAAUGCAACAGCCUGCUUGGUAAAACCCGGAAAGGAAGGGGUGAAAGUGUCUUUGGUAAUCUCUCUGCAGGAUUUAGCCGGGUUGAUCAUCCUGACUGGAGCAGGUAUGUUGCUUGGAUUCAUCUCUCUGGUAUUAGAAUGGCUGACCGGUGUGUUUAAAAGCCCUUCCAUGAACUGA